Cajanus cajan (pigeon pea) is the source of this 714-nucleotide messenger RNA. RefSeq lists its product as uncharacterized. The record is from RefSeq and is a predicted model, not a curated record. Lineage: Eukaryota; Viridiplantae; Streptophyta; Magnoliopsida; Fabales; Fabaceae.
CCCUCCCAUCCUUUCCUAACCAUUUUCCUCUCCAACUUCAUCAACAUCUUCAUGUAAUAAUAUACAUGCCUAAAUUCCUCACCCACCAACCUUCCCCAACGCAACUAAGCUACCCUUUAAGGGAAUAGCUUGAUUGGGUUGCUUGAGACUUGCGUCACACAAUGAGUUUGAAUUGCCUCACCUGUGGCCACAUCUUUCAAAGGGUAGAUUCUGAAAGGGAGUCUCUCCCAGAAAUGAAGGCUAGUAGGAAAGUGUCCAAGCAUGUUGAUAGGAAUUGGUCAGGAAAUAUAAACCCACCACAACAUGGAGGUGGGGAUGUGGCCAAGAUUAAGGCAGAACAUCAUCGACGCGCCAAUAGUGAAGGCGACCUGGGUCCAAGAUUGGUAAGGAGUAGAGGAAUGAGAAGGGAUUGGACUUUUGAGGAUUUGAAAACUUGAAAGGACAACAAGGCAAGGGGCUUACAUGCUACUAAUUAAAAGUGUGAUCAUUCAUUAUAAUAUAUACACACAAACUUAAUUGUGAUUGUUAAAUACAUUGUGUAUAUUUAUUAAUUUGUUGGUGGAUUCGUUGAGGAAGUGUGGGAGAUGUAUAGAUGGGUAUUAUUCACCAAUUCUAGCAUGGUGUUCCAAGCGCUUCGCAAAUGGAAAAUUACGAUGAAGGCGCUUUUUUUGCCCCAUAGUAAAUUAAAUCCCUAAUUUUUGUUUACUUGUUUCA